CGUCUUCCCUGCGCGGGCUGCGGUCCUGCUCCAUAGUUGCUUUGCAGCCAAGCCAUGUCUCGGGCACCGCCAGCUUAUCUCCUCGCCACAAAGCAAGGAAUCCAAAGCAAAGGCAACGGCGGCCAAGUUAGUAGCUAGGUUUACAGCCAAAACACGGCGAUCCUAAAACCACAACCCAAAAACGGGAAGCGUGCACGCGGCAGGCACACGCACACGCACACGCACACAAACCUGGGCUCUAGCCUCUAGCUCACUCCCCGCGCGCAAUGGCCAACGCAGCCCCAACUCCCACGCAAACGAGCCAUGUCUCGCGGCCGAUUCCUACAGGCCUCGUGCCCGUGGCCGUGCUUGUCGCCGCCGCCGCCGGCCUCCUCGCGCUGCUGCCGUCAGUGGCCCAGGCGGUGUGGGAGGUGCCGCACCUCUUCCUCCUAGGCGCCGUCAUCUCCUUCGGCGUCUUCACCCAGAGCCAGAGGAACAACGGCGCCGACGGCAGUGGCAAUGGCAACGCCGCCAGCGCCAAGGACAGCCCACUGGCGUGGAACGCGCGGUACCACCCCGACGACGACCCCCUCGUCGUGGUCGAAGAUCACGCGGUGCCGCGCGGCGACGACGACGACGGGCUGGAAGGCGCGCGGGAGAGGCCGCUUUCCCUGCCGGUGCGGAGGCUGAAGCUGAAGCCUGCGGCUGCGUCGCGGUCGCAGGAGUCCGAAACCGGCGGCGAUGCCAGUGACGGUUUCGGUGAGGAGACGGAUAGCUGUGCGUCGUCGUCCGGGUUUUGGGCCGGCGCGCGCGCCGUCCCUUCGCCGCCCUCUGUUCUCGACGCCCAACAGUGUGAAGAACGACCGUUCUUUGUCCAACACAGCGCCAGCAAGUCCCGUGGGUGCAGUGCCGCGACUCCGGCUCCGGGUGCGCCCACCGUCUCGAGGGGCUUCGUCCAGUGGUGCCAUCCUUCGGUGCCCGGCGACAAGCAGCCGUUGAGCGACGACGGCGAGGUCACCGACUGGGAUAAUGAGGAUGCCGACGGGUCGUCCGAUGAGAUGACAGCGGCCGUGUCGUCAGAAAGGUCGGUCCCUGGGGACUUGGCCUCUUGUGCCAGUGACUGUAACGACGGCGACGGCGACGACACGUCUGUGGAUGAAGAGCUUUUGAAGCUGGCGGCGAAGGCGGAGCCGGACAGGGAGGAGGAAGUGGACAGGAAGGCCGACGAGUUCAUCGCCAAAUUCAGGGAGCAGAUCAGGCUCCAGAAGCACUAGCCGGACAUGCAUACAUGCUCUGCUGAGUGCCGACACACGUAAUGCCACUGCUGGUCCAGCACGAAGGAGAACGCAGUGGUAGUUUGUUCAUCUAUCUAUCCCAGCAUGUUAUUAUCUGUAUCAUUUUAUUUUAUUUUUUUGUUGCUCCGAUGCAACAACAAGGAGCCAAAAACAUGGUGUACAUGAAAUGCAUAUUGAGC
Zea mays is the source of this 1453-nucleotide messenger RNA. RefSeq lists its product as uncharacterized. Bases 267 to 1253 code for a protein of 328 amino acids. The record is from RefSeq and is marked predicted. NCBI's taxonomy places the organism in Eukaryota, Viridiplantae, Streptophyta, Magnoliopsida, Poales, Poaceae. The transcript has a single exon.